AUAAAGUGUUUCUGUUUGGUAUAAAAUGUAAGUGAAGUGAUACAGCCUAAUGGGCUAGUUCAAAUUUGUAUAUUUUACAAAAAAAACAUUUAAGCAUGGACGCUGCACGCAUUGUGCCAGCCAGUGAAAGUCAACAAACAAGCAUGCGCAACUCAAGAGGAAGCAAAUGUUCACUGGAGUAAGCUGCUUUUGUUAGCAAGAGUAAGCAAACAUUAAGUAUGUCUGAAAAUAACGCCAGUGGGGUUAGUGUGCCGGACGAAGAAGAAUUGGUUAAAAAAAAGGGGGCCUCUUCUGUCGUUUGGAAAUGGUUUGGUUUCAAAUUAUCCGACAUCGACCAACAAACAGUAGUCUGUGAGUUGUGUCGUCGAAUUGUGCUAGCCAAAGGUGGAAACACUAGCAAUCUUUUUCACCACCUGAAAGCCAUGCACGUGCGCGAAUAUGAACAAUGAAUGUGUUUAACAAAUCCCCAGAGAAGCUGAGAAAUUCCCAAAACGUCAACAAGCCAGACCCACACUCUGCUAUCAAUCGAGGCAUCAUUUGUUACUGGUAUUCACAUAGCAAAAGACAUGCUAACAAUUCAAACAGUGGAGAAAGAUGGUUUCAGAAAGCUGAUUCGAACACUAGACCCAAGAUACGAGAUCCUGAGCCGUAAAUACUUAAAGACAUGUCUGAAAUCUCUACAUGGAAUGCAAGAACAGAGUUGCCAACGAGAUCAAUAAAACUAUAUUCUUCUCCACCAAUGCAGACUUAUGGUCAAGCCGGACCACAGAGCCUUACAUAAGCCUUACAAUUCAUUAUAUUGACGACAACUGGAAGCAGCAAAGCAAGUGUCUUCAGACCUCAUAUUUCCCAGACGUCCACACCGGAGAAAUAAUUGCAGCUGUGCUGAGGGAGGCACUCCCGUCCUGGGGCUUGGAAGAUUCGCGUCAAGUUUGCAUGACUACCGACAGUGGAGCGAACAUGGUCAAAACAUUGGCGCUAAACAGAUGGACAAGACUAGGGUGUUUCGGACACAGGCUACACAUCGCUAUUGAGAGGAGUGUCCAAAACGAACCUCGGCUUUCCCGGGACACAGGAGUGUGCAAGAGAGUGGUCAGCACAUUUUCCUAUAGUUUCAAGAAACAGAAGGCCCCAAGUGCACAGGACAAACUGAACCUGCCCCUCCACAAACUCAUCAUGGAAUCCCCGACAAGCUGGGGAUCUCGACUGCAGAUGAUGGAAAGAGUCCUGGAGCAGGAAAAGGCCAUCACACAUGUCCUUUCAGCAGACAAGAAAACAAGGCACCUUGCACCCAAUUAUCAAGACAUUGAUGUCUUUGAAUGUAUCAUGGCAGCACUUAAACCCCUCCAGGAAUUUACAGACGCCUUGUCAGGAGAGGCAUAUGUGAGUGUGUUGUAUCUUAAACCAGUCCUCCAUUUGUUCAAGACGGAGGUUCUGAAAUCAAAUGAGGGUGAAGCCCAACUGACCCGAGACAUCAAGAUGAGGGUAGUUGAUUACCUAUUUGACAAAUACACCAACCCUGAAACAGAUGAGUUGCUUACCAUGGCUACAUUUCUGGACCCAAGGUUCAAGAAUACAUACAUGACCACUGAGAAGCUGGUGGAGGUGAAGGUGAGAGCUGCCUCUGAGGCGGAAGCCCUGCUGGUAGGGAACACUGCUGUGGAAGGGGAUUACAGAGAGAGAGACAAGCUGCCACUGCUCCAAAAUCAGCCUUGGAAGCUUCUUUAAGAAUACCAAUAG
Esox lucius (northern pike) is the source of this 1740-nucleotide messenger RNA. RefSeq names its product zinc finger BED domain-containing protein 4-like. NCBI's taxonomy places the organism in Eukaryota, Metazoa, Chordata, Actinopteri, Esociformes, Esocidae. The transcript is spliced from 2 exons. The record is from RefSeq and is a predicted model, not a curated record. The coding region runs from base 682 to 1728 and encodes 348 amino acids.